AUGCGGUCCAGACGGGUACAGGAUACAAUCGGCCCUACGGUGAAUGAGUAUGAUAUCUCCUGUCCGGAAGCAGUCGAGUCGCCUGAAAAGAAUAUCGUUGCUGAAAGGGUCGCACAUCCCAAACCAAUGACCGUAAAUGUGACGUUUGUCACGGGGCUGUACGAAAACGGAAAUGGAAUACAUUACUACAAAGAGAAUCCAAAUAUCACAGCCCAACAGUUUUCAGUUUUCAAUUUGUGCACAAGAAUAGCAGCGGAGUGGAAGAAGCCUUCAAUCGAGUCCUGUCCAAUAUGA
Messenger RNA from Opisthorchis viverrini, 294 nucleotides. RefSeq lists its product as hypothetical. Bases 1 to 294 code for a protein of 97 amino acids. The transcript is spliced from 3 exons. Lineage: Eukaryota; Metazoa; Platyhelminthes; Trematoda; Opisthorchiida; Opisthorchiidae. The record is from RefSeq and is a predicted model, not a curated record.